This is a messenger RNA of Miscanthus lutarioriparius, 2475 nucleotides long. The record is from the annotation of a GenBank genome assembly. Lineage: Eukaryota; Viridiplantae; Streptophyta; Magnoliopsida; Poales; Poaceae.
AUGGCCGCCCCACCGCCUCACACCCCGCCGGCGGCGGCUCCCCAGCCCCUCCUCCUCCUCCACCACCACCCGCCAGCACUGGUCCUCCGCGUCCGCCUCCGACCCCGCAGCCUCCGCCUCGCGAGGGCGCCCGCGCCCGCGGCCACGGCCACGGCGGCAGCCGCGGCCUCCGUCGCCCCCGAUGACAUCUCGCAGCUCAACCACCGCCUCCGCGCCAUCGCCCGCCGCCGCGAAGCCGCCUCCGCCGCCGCCUCCCCGUCCUCCUCCUCCCCCGUCGACCCGGCCCAGGCCGAGGCGUACCUCCGCCUGAUCCGCGACCAGCAGCGGCUCGGCCUGCGCCAGCUCCGCCGGGAGGAAGCCGAGGGCGACGACGGCGGCGGGGAGCGGGCGAGGAAGGGGGUGGCGGCGGGGAGCUCGCUGGGGCAUCGGGUGGACCCGCGGGAGCUGGAGCCCGGCGAGUACGUCGUGCACAAGAAGGUCGGCGUCGGGAAAUUCGCCUGCAUCAGCGCCGAGGACGGCGUCGACUACGUCUUCAUUCAGUACGCCGACGGCAUGGCCAAGCUCGCCGUCGACCAGGCCGCGCGCAUGCUCUACAGAUACAACCUGCCUCACGAGAAGACGAGGCCACGGAAUUUGAGCAAACUGAACGAUCCUUCCACCUGGGAGAGGCGGAGGCUGAAAGGGAAGCUUGCUGUUCAGAAGAUGGUUGUCAACCUGAUGGAACUGUAUUUGCAAAGGAUGAGGCUGGGAAGACCUCCGUACCCAAAGCCGGCAUCCAUGGAUGACUUUGCUGCUGAAUUCCCUUAUGAGCCUACUCCGGACCAAUGCCAGGCCUUUAUAGAUGUUGAGAAAGAUCUGACAGAAAGGGAAACACCAAUGGAUAGAUUAAUCUGUGGAGAUGUGGGCUUUGGCAAAACAGAAGUCGCAAUGCGCGGUAUAUUCAUUGUUGUGUCUGCAGGAUUUCAAGCUAUGGUUCUAGCUCCAACAAUAAUACUUGCCAAGCAACAUUAUGAUGUAAUGACUGAGCGUUUUGCGAACUAUCCAGAGAUAAAGGUCGCCAUAUUUAGUGGUGCUCAGAGCAAAGAGGAGAAAGAUGAGCUAAUAACAAAUAUUAAGAAUGGAGAUUUGCACAUCAUUGUUGGCACUCAUGCUCUUCUUACGGAAAGGAUGGCCUAUAGCAAUCUUGGUCUCCUAGUGGUGGAUGAAGAACAAAAGUUUGGUGUUCAACAAAAGGAGAAGAUUGCCUCAUACAAGUCUUCUAUUGAUGUUCUUACACUUUCUGCAACACCCAUUCCACGUACGCUGUAUCUGGCUUUGACUGGUUUCCGUGAUGCAAGUUUGAUGUCUACACCACCUCCUGAAAGAGUUGCUGUAAAGACAUAUGUGUCAGCAUUUAGUAAAGAAAGGGCCCUAUCAGCUAUCAAGUUUGAGCUGCAACGUGGUGGUCAAGUCUUUUAUGUUGUGCCUCGAAUAAAAGCAAUAGACGAUGUGUUGCAGUUUCUCAAGGACUCUCUGCCUGAUGUACCAAUUGCUGUUGCUCAUGGAAAGAAAAUGUCAAAGAACAUACAACUUGCUAUGGAGGAUUUUGCUAGCGGGGAAGUCAAAAUUCUUGUCUGCACACAUAUCAUUGAAAGUGGAAUAGAUAUUGCAAAUGCCAAUACAAUGAUUGUCCAGUUUGCUGAACUAUAUGGACUUGCCCAGCUGUAUCAGUUACGAGGAAGAGUAGGAAGAUCGGGUAGAGAAGGCUUCGCAUACCUUUUCUACACUGAUAAGUCUUUGCUCUCGAGAGUUGCAACGGAUAGACUUGGAGCUAUUGAGGAGCAUUCAGAGCUUGGCCAAGGUUUCCAUGUUGCAGAGAAGGAUAUGGGUAUCAGGGGAUUUGGAAGCUUGUUUGGUGAUCAACAGUCUGGAGAUGUUGCAAAUGUUGGCAUUGAUCUAUUCUUUGAUAUGCUUUUUGAUAGCUUGUCAAAGGUUGAUCAGUUUUGCCUCGUUCCCGUUUCGUACAAAGAUGUUCAGCUGGAUAUAAACAUUUCUCCACGUCUCCCCUCUGAAUACAUAAGUUAUCUGGAAAAUCCUGUUGAGUUGCUCAAUGAAGCGGCAAAAGCUGCAGAGAAAGACCUAUGGACCUUGAUACAGUUUACAGAAGACCUCCGUCGACGAUACGGAAAGGAGCCCCGUGAUAUGGAGUUACUACUGAAAAAGCUCUAUGUAAGACGGAUGGCUGCAGAUCUUGGUAUCAGUCGGAUAUAUCCAUCUGGCAAGAUGAUAUUCAUGAAAACAAACAUGAACAAGAAGGUAUUUAGGCUCAUGACAGAAGCAAUGACUUCUGAAACACAUCGGAAUUCCCUAUCAUUUGCUGGAAAGGAAAUUAAGGCUGAACUCCUCGUGAGCUUGCCAGAUACCCUACUUCUGAACUGGCUUUUCCAUUGCUUAUCAGACUGCUAUACUGUAAUACCAGCCCUUGUGAAGUACUAG